AUGGAAAGUUCUCUCAACGGUCCUUUGAGAUCUAAUAGUAGUCUGUUCAGACAACAACAUCGUCAGAGCUUGAAUCUUGGCUACAAUAACCUUUCGGGUAUCCUACCAGAUUCCAUCGGCAACUUCAAAUAUUUGAGUGUUUUGGCUUGUGGUAGUUGCAAUUUCCAUGGAAAUUACCUUCUGAUAAUGAUUUCACUAGUGAAGGACCGGAUUCGAUGGUACUAA
Molecule: messenger RNA, 225 nt
Organism: Arabis nemorensis
Lineage: Eukaryota; Viridiplantae; Streptophyta; Magnoliopsida; Brassicales; Brassicaceae
Source: the annotation of a GenBank genome assembly